CUGGCAAAGUGGAGCGGGUGGAGAAAGGACACAGGGAUUCAGGGGCUGAAGGAAAUGUUGGCCACUGAGACCCAUCGAGCUCUGGCUGUUCAGCAUCUCAGAACCAACCCCAGGGGUGACUCUGCUCACUCUGGUGAAUGGUGUAAAUACCUUCCUGGGCAGAAAAUACCAGAUUCCGGCCGGCUCUGUAAUCCAGAACAAGGCAGUUCCACGCCUGAGCAGAGGACAGAGAGGAACCAGGAAGGCAGAGGUGGACAAUCAGCCGUUUCGAGGCCAUCAGAAGAGCGGGCGGACAGGAGCCGGGCCAAGGAGCUGACUCAUGAACCCGCUUCCCCUCCAGAUCUGGCCUGCCGGGGAGCCAGGACAGUGCCGCCAGCGGGAUCCCGGAGCCACCGGCCUCUGAACCGCACGGUCUGUCCCCACGGGAAACCGAGGAGGGAAGGCGGCUUCCGGGCUCACCCCUGGGAGAGAGAAAGGCAUCGGGGGGCAGGUAGAUGGUGUGGGACGGAGACGGGACCUUGGGACUGGCCCGGUCCCCAUCGCAGCUUCCUGAAGCAGGGGGUGGUGCCACACUCCCCACAUGGCAGCUGGGUGCCCCCCGUAACGCCAGUCAAACUGGACGCCUUGGGCCCACCCGCCCACCACUCCCAGCCCAGCAGGGACUCACCAGCAGCCUCCCUGCACCAUGCCGGCCAGGGGCCGAAGGGAUCGGCUGUGGGCAGAUACCACGAUGCCACAACCAUCACUGACCUGUGUAGCUGCGGUAACGUCCCCGAGGUGGAGAUCAUCAGCCUGCUGGGGGAGCAGCUACCCCACUACACCCUGCGGGCCGACACUCUCUUCGGGUACGAACACGACGACUGGCUGCACACGCCCCUGCUGCCCCCCGAGGCGCCCACCCCCCUGACGCCCCAGCAGAUUGAGGAGACCCUGAAGUACUUCCUUCUCUGUUCCGAGCGGGUCGGCAGGAUCACAAAGACCUACCAUGAUCUUGACGCGGUGACCAACCUGCUGGAGGAGAAGGAGCGGGACCUGGAGCUCGCGGCCCGGAUCGGGCAGUCCCUGCUGAAGCAGAACCGGAGCCUGACAGAGCGAAAUGAGCUCCUGGAGGAGCAGCUGGAGCUGGCUAAGGAGGAGGUUGCCCAACUGCGGCACGAGGUCUCCAUGCGGGAUGACCUGCUCCAUCUCUACACCAACACCGUGGAGGACAGCGAGCCAGCCACAGUCACUGCCACGCCGCUGCGGCGGAACGAGUCCUCCCUGUCCCUGCAGCAGCACAUCCAGUACGACCUCCUGCAGCAGAAACUCAGGGUCCUGGAGGAGGAGAACCAGAAGCUGCGCUCGGAGGCCACCAGCAUCGCCACGGAAACCUGCCAGUACGAGGACCAGGAGCAGCAGCUGAUGCUGGACUGUGUGGAACAGUUCUCUGAAGCCAGCCGGCAUGUGGCCUCUCUCUCCGAGGAGCUGGCCCGCAAGACCGAGGACACGGCCCGGCAGCAGGAGGAGAUCAGCCAGCUCCUGGCCCAGAUCGUGGACCUGCAGCAGAAGUGCCGGACGUACGGCGUGGAGCUGGAGGAGCUGCAGCAGCAUCUGGCCGCGACGAAGGCGUCUCAGCAGAACCUGCGCACUGAGAUGCAGGACCUGCAGGAAAAAUACGCCGAGUGCGAGGGCAUGCUGCACGAGGCCCAGGAGGAGAUCAAAGGCCUGCGCACCCGGAACCUCCCCAGCAGCAGCCUGAAUCGCUACAGCCUACUGCCCCUGGACUCGCUGGCCGCGGAGAUCAAAGGGAUCAUGAGGAAAGGAGCCGACAGCUCGUCGUCCUCGGAGUACCAGAGCUACAAGCGGGUCUUCGAGACGGUGAAGGUCGUGAACCAGGCAGUCAAAGCCAAGUCCCGUGCGGAGUCACCCCAAAACCUGCCCAGCUCCAAACCGUCCUCUGCUCUCCCCUCGGCAGGGUGCAGCCGGGUCAGCACACCCCGCACCAGCUACUACGGGUCAGACAGCGCCAGCCUGGCCCUGGAGAACCUGGAAAGCGGCCUGGGUGAGGAGAAGCUGCGGGGCACCCCGGGCACCCCAGGCAGGCAUGACCUGGAGGCAGCGCUGCAGCGUCUGUCCGCCCGCCAGGAGAGCCAUGCCUCGGAGCGCUCCUUCUUCGAGACGGAGCGUGAGCAGAAGCUGAACCAACUGGCUGGGGAUGUGGAGAGCUCCAGCGGCUUCCUCACGCCCAAUGACAGCAUCCUGUCCACCGGUACCAACUACUCGGGCAGCUCGGAGCACACCGGGGGCUCCAGCUUCUCCCUCGGCUCCCUCUCCUAUCUGCCGGACAAGCUGCAGAUCGUCAAGCCCCUGGAAGGCUCGGUGACUCUCCACCACUGGCAGCAGCUGGCGAAGCCCAACCUGGGUGGGAUCCUGGACCCCCGGCCCGGCGUGCUCACCAAAGAUUUCCGGCAGCUGGACGUGGACCUGGAGGAGAUCUACAACCUGAACGACCUGGAGGAGGAUGAGGUGGACCUGAGCGCCUUCCCAGCACUCGCUGCCUCCACACCAUCCAAAGCCAAGGGCUGCUCCAGUGUGUUCCACUCCUCCAUUAACAACCUUCCCCAGACUCCAUCUACAUUCACCAUCACCACCUGCCGCAUCUUACACCCCAGCAAGGAGAUCACCAUGGUGACGCCCAGUCUUUAUAAUACAGUCGUGCCCUCUUGUGGGCCCUUUGAGAGGCUGAGAGCCGCCGGCCCCAUGCCCCAGGCGCUGGAGCCUGGCCCCCGAGCACCUCUCGGACUCGUCAUGCUGCUGCUGGAACACGGCAUCUCGGCCUCGGUGCGGGCUGGCAACGCCCUGGCUGCGCUGCGGGCCCCAGAGCCCUCCUCCUGGCUCUCCCCCUUGAGGGAGCAGUGGGACAGCCUGGGGGGAAGGUCUCAGGGCAGCUCAGGCUUGGCUCAGCCCUUCUCAAGGGCCCCCGGGCUGGAUGACGGCAGCGCUGCUGAGCCCAGCGGAGCCCAGAACAAGAGCAACAUCUUCAGCUGGAACCUGGUGGAGAAGCUGAAGAGACUCAGGCUGGACAAAGUGGUGGCCAGAGGAGAGGCCUCCUUCCAGGGCGCAGGGGAGAGCAGACAGCCCACCGCGGCGCUGGCCCCCACCACACAGCCAUGAGCUGGUUCUAGGGACUCUGCCCCGACUGGGAGCCUGUGAGCCUCUUGGCUGGGACAUGAUGCCCUGCAGAACAACGUGGCUCCCACUUGGGCCUCCCCAGAGCCCUUUCCAGCCAGCCAGGAGCUGGCAGAGGGGUAUGUGUGUGGUGGGGGGUGAGAGCAGUGAUCUGUCUGGGUCUUGGCUGCUGGCAGGAGCUGGGCUCAGCAGAGGGGUCUGCUCUGUUGUCUUAAUUUAUUUCCAGCCACAGGUGAUGGGGGGGGCCACAGGUGAUGGGGGUGAGGUGACCAUUUUCUGAGUGGCUGUGAUAACAGGUGCAUCAGUUGCUGCAGUUUAAUAGGCACCUGGGAUCUCUGCCACUGAGCUGGGAGUAGGGGAUGUGUCCCCUGGGGCUCAGGCUGCCCCAUAGCACCCCCCUGGUGCAGCAGGUCUCCCGCAUGCCCUGUGCUAAGGGGGUGAGGGUGGGGACACUGCUGAGCUGGAACUCAGCCUUGGCCUGUAACGUUGGCUCUGGGCUCUUGGAGCCGGGCUGUUUCCCCAGCAGUAGCAGAGGGCCUUGCCUGCCGGGGGAGCCUUGGUGCAGCUAAUGCUGCCCAUCCCGUCUCAGAGUGAUCCACUGGCCUGUCCUCCCUCUGCAGGACAGCAGCAUCUCAGCCUCCACUGCACCUGAGGGGCUGUGUGUGUGUGUGUGGGGGGGUUUAGGACCACAAAACUGGGUCUGGACGCUCGGGCUGAGGGCCAGCGGCUCUGGAGAGGGAAGUGUUGCACAGCCUCUGCUCCUAGGGGCUCUAGCCACCUCCCCAAGCCCUGAGCUUGCCUUCAGCGAAGCUGGUGGGCACAGAUUUGGGGGGGGGGGGUGUCUGCCCUUGGAACUGCAGGCAGGGAAGUGGCUCAGUUCUGUGGUUUAUGUGAGGUGGUACUGGUGCCUCCUGUCACUGCCUGAGCCCCCUCCCUACACUUGCUCUUAGCCGAACACGCGGUGGGGGGGAAGGCUGGGUCCUGCAGCCGUGCCUGUCCAGGGGAGGGGGCUGAGGACCUAGAUGAGGAACAGGCAGGGUUGUUCCAGCCAGGGAGGGGGGCAGUGACACUCUUAGGGACAAGCCAGGUCCUUGGAACAGACUGAGGGCCGGACCUGGCUGCGGGGGGAGGAAUCUGCUCCCCGGGAGGGCAGGGAGGGAGGGAGUCAGUGCAGGAUGUUCUGCUCGGCUGUUAAUAUUGGACAAUAGCAGAACUGCCCAGCCCUGCCCAAGCAAUUCUGGCCCGAGUCCCUGGACUGGGCUCUGCUCGAAUCCCUGGGUGGGCAGGGCAGGUCUGGGCUGGGCUGUGUGAUUUCCAGCCCCCCAGCGGGAGGCAGCCCCGGGCCAGCACCGACCUGUCGUUUUAAAACAGAGAUUUUUAAACAACUGUUUUGUCUUGUACCAAUAAACUAAGCUACUGAGAAGGCUCCCUGCAGGGGCCUGCAUGCUGCUGGGGGGUAGUGGCUGUUGCAUGCACAUCUGCUGCUCCCAAAGUCCCGCUGUUCUCCAUACGUCUCUGCGCUAGCUGGUGUCGUUUCCCCCCCCCCCCCCCCCGCAAUGACUCCCCCCUAGCUGUGUCUUUCUGGUGAA
Molecule: messenger RNA, 4757 nt
Organism: Gopherus evgoodei (Goodes thornscrub tortoise)
Lineage: Eukaryota; Metazoa; Chordata; Testudines; Testudinidae
Gene: HAP1
Product: huntingtin associated protein 1
Exons: 19
Coding region: 55-3153 (1032 amino acids)
Biological process (GO): anterograde axonal transport of mitochondrion; neurotrophin TRK receptor signaling pathway; neurogenesis
Cellular component (GO): dendrite
Molecular function (GO): signaling receptor binding
Source: RefSeq, a predicted model, not a curated record